GUUGAAACGCGGCGAUGACGGGCAGAGUCUACGGUGGGACGGAGUAGGACUGCAAAUGGAUCUGAAUAUCUGUUUGUGUCGCUUAUUUGCAGUUUGUUUAAAGCCGGAUGAAAGAAUACUCCAUCCCCUACAUGUUCGUUCUCUUCUAGAGCUUCUUCUAAGAAUUCAAUGUCAUAACCCAGAGUGAGACGUUUCCAAACAGGAAGUUAAACAAGUACGUCGCCGUCUUGAGCUUCUCUGCUCUCAGUGGACUGAGCCUGUGAUUGAGUGAGAAGAAAGGAAAGGAAAGGAUUGGCUGGAAGAGAGCCAGACUCCUUCACUGGGGCUAUGGAGGAGGAGGGGCAGCAGAGCUUGGAGUGCAUCCAAGCCAAUCAGAUCUUCCCCAGGAAGCCCCCAGUCCUGGAGCAAGAUGACCUGCAGGUGCCCUACGCUGAGCUGCAUGGAGAGUUCACGCAGUAUGUGGGGAGAGCGGAGGACGCCAUCAUCGCCAUGUCCAACUACCGGCUGCACAUCAAGUUCAAGGAGUCCAUCGUCAACAAUUGUUCGUGCGAAGUGUCAGUUCCUCUCCAGUUGAUUGAGAGUGUGGAGUCUCGGGACAUGUUCCAGCUGCACAUCACCUGCAAGGACUGCAAAGUCGUAAGGUGCCAGUUCUCCACACUAGAGCAGUGUCAGGAGUGGCUGAAGCGUCUGGUGGCUGCGAUUAGACCUCCAGCCCACCUGGAGGAGCUGUUUGCCUUCGCCUACCACGCCUGGUGUGUGGACGUCUACACCGGAGAGAAAGAGCAGCAUGGACAGCUCUGCAGGCCAGGCGAUCACGUGACCUCUCGCUUUAAGAGCGAAGUAGAGCGCAUGGGCUUCGACACUCAAAACGCCUGGAGGGUGUCCCACAUCAACAGCAAGCACAAGCUGUGCCCCAGCUACCCUCAGCAGCUGCUGGUGCCCGCGUGGAUCACAGAUAAGGAACUGGAGAACGUGGCAGCCUUCCGCUCAUGGAAGAGGAUCCCAGCUGUCGUCUACAGGCACCAGAGUACGGGCGCAGUGAUUGCACGGUGUGGUCAGCCGGAGGUGAGCUGGUGGGGGUGGCGUAACGCGGACGACGAGCACCUGGUCCAGUCCAUCGCCAAGGCCUGCGCAGUGGACAGCAGCAGCGCUCUCAAACCCCUCACACACAGCUCCUGCUCACGGGACUUCUCCAACGGCACUGACCUCUCUGACACGGACUUUGAGUCGUCCAUGACCAACAGCUCAGAGGUGGAGAGUUUGGCCAUCCAGCCUCAUAAGCUGCUGAUCCUGGACGCCCGCUCAUACGCCGCCGCAGUGGCCAACAGAGCCAAGGGAGGAGGCUGUGAAUGCCCAGAGUACUACCCCAACUGUGAGGUGGUGUUCAUGAGCAUGGCCAACAUCCAUUCCAUCCGCAAGAGUUUCCAGGCUCUUCGCUUCCUCUGCACACAGAUGCCUGAUCCAGCCAACUGGCUGUCUGCCCUGGAGAACACCAAGUGGCUGCAGCACCUCUCCCUGCUGCUGAAGGCGGCUCUGCUGGUGGUGAACACCGUGGACCGAGACCACCGGCCUGUUCUGGUCCACUGCUCCGACGGCUGGGACCGCACGCCACAGAUCGCCGCCCUUGGCAAGAUCCUGCUGGACCCCUACUACCGCACCGUAGAGGGCUUCCAGGUGCUGGUGGAGACCGAGUGGCUGGACUUCGGCCACAAGUUCGCUGACCGCUGUGGACACGGCGAGAAUGCUGAGGACCUGAAUGAGCGCUGCCCGGUCUUCCUGCAGUGGCUCGACUGCGUUCACCAGCUGCAGAGGCAGUUCCCGUGCUCCUUCGAGUUCAACGAGGCCUUCCUGGUGAAGUUGGUGCAGCACACAUAUUCGUGUCUGUACGGAACGUUUCUAUGCAACAGUGGUAAGGAGCGGGAGGAGCGGCUAAGCCAGGAGAAGACCUGCUCCGUGUGGUCACUACUGCGGCCUGCCAACAGAGCUUUCCGGAAUAUGCUCUACUCCUCGCACUCUGAGACCGUAUUGCACCCUGUGUGUCACGUGCGGAACCUGUUGUUGUGGACGGCGGUCUACCUCCCCAGCUCCUUGCCCACCACGCCUUCAGAUGACUCCUGUGCCCCCUACCCCAACCCCGAGGACCAGCCCCUGGGCAGGCGGUCAAAGACGCGGUCGUUUGACAACCUUCCGAGCGCGUGCGAGGUGUUUCCCAACCGCCGCUCGAGUGACCCCAGCCUGAACGAGAAGUGGCAGGACCAUCGACGGUCUCUGGAGCUGAACAUCGGAACCGGAGCGGAAUCGGACCAGGACGAGAGGCCUGCCGGGCAAAACGGAACGCUGGUCGGACCUGCUGGGCUGAGAACAGGGCCGGUGGACAGAGCGCAAGACGAGAGCGAGGAGAACAUGGAGAACGUGGAGAACAUGGAGAACGUGAUGGUCAACGGCACGAGGACAGGAAGGCUGAAGGGGGAGGGGCUAAACGCAGAGGAGGAGGAGCCAGCUGUGUCCGUGGGCGUGACUGCGGGGCAGAUGGGGAACGUUCUGCAGGAGGCAACGGAGGAGAAGGCCAACGCCCGCGGCGGCAGGACGGUCGCGCACGGAGGGGAUGUCUAUCCGAAUAGAACCACGGAUGCGAUGGACAGCGUCACCAACAGAGUGACCUCUCCUGAGGACGAGAGCCGUGAGGCCCUGAAACCCACAGAUGCUGGACUGAAUCCAAACGACGUGCACGCACACGCUGUUAACGGCGCCCUCGCCGACGCUCCCACCCCAGAGCCCCAGGGGGCGACAGAGAGCCAGGAAGCACCCUCUGCCCCCUCCCUCCGCACGCACGCCGCCCUCAGGACUAUGAGCAAUGGCGGAGCGGGAGCAGGACCGGCCGAACAGCCGGACAGGCCGGACCAGCCGCCGCCACCGCCAGAGUCGCUGGACAAGAGGCUCUCCCUGCUGGAGAGCUCCACAGAGACGCUCACCGAGGAGGGGACCAAUCCCGCGCCCCGCCCAGACUCCCUGGCCCCCGCGAGAGCGGACGGCCCCGAGCCCGACGCCAACCCGGAGCUGGGCCCCUCCCAGCGUCCUGCUCUCAGUGCCUUGGCCCCCGUGCCGCCCGCCCAGGACGACUCUCGGCCCCCCCACCCCCCCUGCAACGGCGGCGAGAGCUGGGAGCCCGAGCCGGGCACCCCUCAGUGGGCGCGGAGCAACGGCGAGCGCGCCCCCCCCCUCAGCCGCCAGCUCUCGGCCGCCAGCUGCGGCUCCCUGACGCUCCAGUACGCCUCCGCCGUCGCCGCGGCAACGCCGCCGCCCGCGUGCCCCUACCUCCCACAGCAGCACCGCGCCAGCUGCUCCCAGCACCACCACCGUUGCUGCCCGCACGGCAUCAUGGGAAGGCCCGCGACCGCCACGGCCACGACGGUCGCCAGCCCCUCGGAGGCGGGUCCGAGCCAGCGCAGCCACCUGGACGAGGACGGGCUGGCGCUGCACACGGACGUGGUCCAGCAGCGUCUGCGGCAGAUCGAGGCCGGGCACCAGGCCGAGGUGGAGACGCUGAAGCGGCAGGUGCAGGAGCUCUGGAGCCGCCUGGAGAGCCAGCAGGCCGCGGGGGGGCUACGCCUGAACGGAGACCUGGGGGACGAACUGACCUCAAUAGCGGACUCCGACUUCAAUCAGGACCCAAACUGCCUGUCGCGCUGCAGCACAGAGUUCUUCUCAGAAGCCAGCUGGGAGCAGGUGGACAAGCAGGACACUGAGGUAACGCGGUGGUACCCUGACCACUUGGCGGCUCAGUGCUACGGCUGCGAGAGCAGGUUCUGGUUGGCCACCAGGAGACACCACUGCAGAAGCAAACCACCUGUAGAAGAGGCCUGGAACUGUGGGAAUGUGUUCUGCGGUAGCUGCUGCGACCAGAAGAUCCCAGUGCCGAGCCAGCAGCUGUUUGAGCCCAGCCGCGUGUGCAAGAGCUGCUUCACCAGCCUGCAGGCCGCCGCCACGCCCAAACAGAUGGAGCUGGAGCGGCCCAUCACCGCCAGCUCCAACUAGCCUGCACACACACACCCACACACCCACCCAGCCCUCAGCCCAGCCCAGCCCAGCCCGCCCCGCCUCAGCCAUGGAAGCCUGUGGGGGGCAGCCUGGCUCCACAGACCCCCUUACCCCCCCUCGUGGCCUUGGCGCUCGGCAGUGGAGGAGGAGGAGGAGGAGGAGGAGGAAGAGUGGAGGAAGGACGGCAGAAGGAGUCUGUUUUUGUUUAGUUUGUUUUCCUUCUUGUUUGUUUGUUUUGCACAGACAGGACAGUAGUGGUGCUCUGGACAGCUGGGACUUUCCUGCUCCUGGGGGAAAAGGAACUUAGUGUGUGUGUGUGUGUGUGUGUGUGUGUGUGUGUGUGUGUGUGUGUGUGUGUAUGUGUGUGUGUGUGAAAGAGAGAUACUGUAUGACCAUAUAGAAAUGAAUGAGGGGAGGGGAGUGGAAUUGUUUGGACAUGUUUGUUUGUCACCGAUGCCGAGCACUUUGGGUGGCCAGUGUGUGCAGGGACAUGGUAGCAACACACACACACACACACACACACACACAGCCGCUCAGGAGUGUUGGUUAAAGCAGGAUAUAUUGGGAGUAAGGAAGAUCAUUAACACACACUGCUCUAUCUGAGACCUGGCUCUGUUUUAGUACAGGGUAGUAACAUUCGGUAGAUUGUGAGACACUUUCAUCUGAACUGACCGGCCUUUGGACUGUCUCACUGACUAGCACAGUGUUCCUGAGUGUUUAAAUCUGACCGACUGACUGGUUGUUGAGAGACUGUACAACUGCUCUAUGGCCGUUUGACUUGGUUCCUCUUUAUCUGGGACUAUAAUUGUGACUGCACAUUUUGUUUUGAUUUGUUAAUGGCAAUCUGACUGUGUCUCUAUGGUUUGGGACGGGCUAUUUUACUCUUUUUACUGACUUGUACUGCGCUUGUCUGACUCUCUAACUCUGACUGACUGACUGACUGACUCAGACAGACAGAAACUGGCUGUGUUUCAGGUGUUAUGACUGGCAGUCUAUUAGUAUUUGAGUUCGUAGUAAGUAUUUCAGUCUCAGUUACUGGCCCUUUAUGACGGACUGACUGUGUGUGUGUGUGUGUGUGUUUUAAGUCAGCCCACACUGUGUGCUUAGGUAACUGAUUGGACCGAUGGAGGAGUUGAUUGAGUGCUCUCAGCAGUUAGGAGGUGUGUGUUAAUGCUCCCGAAGAAGGGACGAACAGGAUUGGCAGAUAAGAUAGCUUUGCACUCCCUUUGUAAGCACACACACACACACACACACACAUACACUCUGUGAUGAACCAUUUUGAGUACAGCCACUUCAGCCUGGACAUGAAACAGUACAACUCACUCGACAACUGGAACCCCCACCACACACACACACACACACACACACACACACACACACACACACACACACACACACACACACACACACACACACACAGACAGACACACACACAUACACUGGCAAAGUAUGUAUGCUACCCUGGCCCUGAAGUACAAUCUCAGCUUAGAAACCCCUCUCAUUGAUUUUUCUAACCUGAAGAGGAGGUCAGUUUUUUUCUUCAUACCCAGGGGGUUGUUUUUAUUUUUAUAGCUCUCAAAAGCUCAUCUUGACCCCUUGUGUGGUUUCCACCUCGUCAGCAAACCUGGAACGUUGCAGAGCCUUCUAGUCCCAGUAGAGGGCACUGUGGGCAUUUAGCUCAUCUUGCUGUCAAUCGAGGGGGUUUAACCAAUCCCAAGCCUCCAAACAUCCCCUCCCCUGUCCUCAUCCAAUCAGUGAGAUGCUGACUGGAGCGUCUCACGUUUGUAAAGUAAAUAAAUAAUUGAGAUAAUAUAUACAGAUGAAUAUAGAGUGUAAGAAAAUUGUAUAGAAUUCUCGAAUAGUGGCUUGCUAAAAUUGGUCACCAAAAAUGUUUCUUUUUUAGCUUUUUAUUUUCUCUUUCACCUGUUUUUUUUUUUGUGAUUUACAAAGAUGAAUAGGAUUUGUUUUUGCGUCCUCAAUAUGGGGAUGAAUGUGUCUGUGUUAAAGAGCAAAGGAUUUUGUCUGCAGUUGUAUUUUUCUUUCAUUACCUUCUCUUUUUUUAUGAUGCAGUGGUCUCCCUGUUGACUCUGUUGUUGUUGUUUUAUUUAUUUUAUUUACCUGUUGUUGAGAUGCAUCUCAAAAGUCUGACAACAAUUCAGUUGCCACAUGAUAAUCAGUGUUGAUGUUAAGAGAAAGACACUCCUGUGGACAGGAGGUAGAAAGUGUGUGUGGUAGGAUCACCUUUAUAGAUGGAUGCCUGUAGACUGAGGACAGUCAUUUCAAACAAGCCCAGACACACACACACACACACACACACACACACACACACACACACACUUGUACACGUUCACACCCAUCUGAAGAUGGUCUAUCUGUUCAGCUAGAGAAUCAGGAGCUCCCUUGUGUUUGGCAACUUGCCUGUUUUGGGAUGUUGGACAGAAUAAAAAUCACCUAAACUAGAUCCAUGUGUGCGUCUAUAGUGCCAGUUUAGGACUAACAGAGAGGGGGGCAAAGGCUUUGCAAAGGGGCGAGAGAAUGCCAGAGAUGCCCUCAAGAUGCUCCAUUAUUUACCCUCUGCUAGAUAAUAUAACAAAGGUGUGCAAUCGGCCCCUUGGACUUCAGGUACUUCUGAUACAUAAGCGCAUUUGGUUGCCUAAAAGUGUAACGCAAACCUCCAGACCACCUUGCUUUGCCCCGAGCCAAACACCUGCCCAUCACGUCUGAAGGACCCCGCGCUUCAGCGCCAGAUUGGGGGGGGGGGGAAUUCUCCAGAUCCCCCACCAAAA
Alosa sapidissima (American shad) is the source of this 6824-nucleotide messenger RNA. It is a transcript of the gene mtmr3, whose product is annotated as myotubularin related protein 3. Lineage: Eukaryota; Metazoa; Chordata; Actinopteri; Clupeiformes; Clupeidae. Gene Ontology annotation, molecular function: metal ion binding; protein phosphatase binding; phosphatidylinositol-3,5-bisphosphate 3-phosphatase activity. The record is from RefSeq and is a predicted model, not a curated record. Gene Ontology annotation, biological process: regulation of autophagy; dephosphorylation.